AUGACUGAUAGCCACACUGAAAUGAUCAAAACAAUAGCUGUAAUUGAUUUGGAAACCAAUGGACUGCCGUGGCAACAACGAAAUACCUGUGCCAUCACCGAACUUAGUAUUUAUGCCUUUUCCUCCGCCUGCCUUAGUGGUCACAAGGAAGAUUCCCUGUUCAAGGAAUUAGAUGAUGAUCUGCAAAUUGCCGAGAAACGACAACCGCCAAUGCUGCCCCGUGUUCUACACAAAAUCACUAUGAUGAUUAAUCCCAACAAGGAAAUCCAUCCAGAUGCUGCCAAGAUGUCAGGUCUAACAAAUAGUCUGCUGGAAAAUGAGGCUCCCUUCGAUGAGAAUACUGCCAAUUGUUUAUUUAUGUUUCUGGAACGUCUGGAGGCACCGGUGUGUUUUGUAGCCCACAAUGGCUGGUCUUUUGAUUAUCCCAUUAUACGUUAUGUCCUGCAGACUAUCAAUAAGACAAUGCCCUCAUCGAUAUUUUGCAUUGAUACAAUGAAAGCAUUUCGUGAAUUUGAUGAAAAAGAACUACAAAUUAACUCGAUCAAAGAACAAUUACAACAAAUGGAAUUAAAUAGCAAUAGAGGUGCAAUUACGACGACAACAACAACAAAUAACUGUGAUAUUAUACCAACAAAAUUAACAUUAGCAGCUGAAACAGAAAAACGAUUAUUUGCCAUUAAUCAAUAUCGGGAAGUAUUUUCGAAACCUUUUACACCGGCAACACGAUUACCCCAAAAAGGUGUCUAUGUUUUGGGUAAUAUUUACGAACGCAUUUUCCAUGAAAAAGCCGCAAAUCUACAUCGUGCCGAAGCUGAUGUUGAAGUUUUAACUAAAUUAAUUUUACACUAUGGCCUUGUAUUUCUGGCCUAUGUCGAGGAACGUAAACAAUCCUUUGAUGAGGUUUUACCACUGGGAUCUCGCUGUUAA
Musca vetustissima is the source of this 927-nucleotide messenger RNA. Its product is annotated as three-prime repair exonuclease 1-like. Gene Ontology annotation, cellular component: cytoplasm. Bases 1 to 927 code for a protein of 308 amino acids. The record is from RefSeq and is a predicted model, not a curated record. NCBI's taxonomy places the organism in Eukaryota, Metazoa, Arthropoda, Insecta, Diptera, Muscidae. Gene Ontology annotation, molecular function: nucleic acid binding; 3'-5'-DNA exonuclease activity. The transcript has 3 exons. Gene Ontology annotation, biological process: DNA catabolic process.